Molecule: messenger RNA, 3335 nt
Organism: Rattus rattus (black rat)
Lineage: Eukaryota; Metazoa; Chordata; Mammalia; Rodentia; Muridae
Gene: Elf4
Product: E74 like ETS transcription factor 4
Biological process (GO): regulation of transcription by RNA polymerase II; cell differentiation
Cellular component (GO): nucleus
Molecular function (GO): DNA-binding transcription factor activity, RNA polymerase II-specific; sequence-specific DNA binding
Source: RefSeq, a predicted model, not a curated record
GGGGACGUGUGUGAGUGUGUCUGUGUGUGAGUGUGUGUGUGUGUGCGUGCGUGCGCGCGUGUGUGGUGUGUGUGUCUCCAGUGCGAUUUCCCCUUUCUCUCACUCGCCUCAGCGCAGCUCUUCAGCGGCUCGCCCCCCCCCCCCGACAGCGGGCGCCCCCCGCCGCCCUGCCCCUCAGCGCGGGCCUCCCGAGAACCUCGGGACUCGCGUCGCACCGCCUGCGCCCGAUUCCUCUUCAGCCGGGGCGCCGCCGUCUCACCUGGGGUUCGCAUCUCGCUCGCCCUCCAACUUUACCAUUGGCGGCGGCGGCGGCGGCGGCGGGACGUGUGGGGAGAAGCCCAGCGCCUCGCCCGGCCGCCCGCCCGCCCGGACCAGCCUGCCCCGGCGCCGAGGUUGCUCUUGUGGUUGGCCUAGCCCAGCAUGCAGCCUUGAGCCUGGCAUAGGCCACACCCACUCCAACUCUGGAUAUCCUCCCCGAAGGCUCAGAGAAGGCACUAGAUUGAUCCUAAGGUACCCGAAGAACAGCUGUUCAACAAGGAACCACCACAGCUCCAGGGAGCCGGGGGAGUCUUCUUGUCAGCUCUGGCGGAAGCCACUAUGGCUAUUGCCCUGCAGCCCAGCGAUCUGGUCUUUGAGUUCGCAAGCAACGGGAUGGAUGAUAUCCACCAGCUGGAAGACCCUUCAGUGUUCCCGGCUGUGAUCGUGGAACAGGUCCCCUAUCCUGAAUUAGUACAUCUGUACUCAGGACUGGAUCUGGAUGAAGUCCACAAUGGCAUCAUAAGAGACAGGACCUUGUGCAUGACACAGGAUCAGAUCUUAGAAGGCAGUAUUUUGCUGACAGAUGACAAUGUGUCCACCUCAAAUAACGCGUCAUCUACUGAAGUCCUAUUCAAUGUGGCAACUCCCAAUGAUGUCCUGGAUGAGAAGCAGAUCUUCAGCACACCGGAAGUGCUUCCAGACUCCAACUCUGUUCAGGCCAUCAAUCUGCCCAACUUCCUGCUUUCUACCCCUGAACCUGAUGACCCAAAGAAGACAAGUGAUGCUGGUGACCAGAAGGAGCAUUCUCUGGAGGAGGCUUCCAGAGAGGAAAAUCUUAGGAAGAUUGGGAAGUCACGGAAGAGAAGUAAAAAGACAAAGAACAACCAAGUACUCUCACCUGUCACUGACCCCAGCAUGCCCAUCCGGAAGAAAUCCAAGGAUGGCAAAGGCAGCACCAUUUAUCUGUGGGAGUUCCUCCUGGCUCUUCUGCAAGAUAGAAACACCUGCCCCAAAUACAUCAAGUGGACAGAGCGAGAGAAAGGCAUCUUCAAGUUGGUGGACUCCAAAGCUGUGUCCAAGCUGUGGGGCAAGCAGAAAAACAAACCUGACAUGAACUAUGAGACUAUGGGACGGGCCCUAAGAUAUUACUAUCAGAGAGGAAUCCUGGCCAAAGUGGAAGGGCAGAGGCUGGUAUACCAGUUCAAGGAGAUGCCGAAGGACUUGGUGGUGAUUGACGAUGAGGAGGAGAGUACUGAAACACCAGAAGACUCUCCCCAGGCCUCUACUUCCUCCACACCCUCUACCAGUACCACCCGGAGACCCAGCUCCAGGGUUGUAACCAGAGCCUCCCCCGAGGACAAGGAUAGUCCUUCCUGGGAGAAGCCAAAGGUUGAACACACUGGUCUCCAGCCCUCUGCAAGCCUGGAGUUAGGAUUAUCUGUGGAUGAGGAGGUCCCCACUACCUCCACCAUGCUUGUCAGUCCACUACAGAGCCAGGCCAAGCCCGCCAAAACUGUGAGGUAAGGGCAUCCUAGUAAUCGGAGUCUUCCUUUAGUCAGUAGCCCCAGUGGGGCCUGGGCUCCACGGUUACCCCUGCAGACCAUCCCACCGAGUUGCAAAGCGACCAAUGGGCCUCCUGCGGUGCCACUGCUCCUGCUCAGCCUCGUUCAGGUGUCCACAGGUGUCAAAACGUUCAAGGACACCCUCACUUUGCAGACGUCCUUUCCCCUGAAUGCCAGUUUGCAAGAGAACCAGGUGGCAACCCAAGGGACCCCAUUGAUCCUCAGUGGUCUCCCCCAACUUCUGGCCGGGGCCAACCAUCCGAGCAACCCAGUACCAUCCCAGGUCAUAGGUGCUGGGUCAGCAGGGCCCAGCACUCAGCCCCCUGGGACUGUCAUUGCUGCCUUUAUCAGGACUUCUAGGGCAUCAGUGCCUGUGGUUAAGGAGGGGCCCCUGAGGUCCUCUUCAUAUGUGCAGGGUGUGGUAACUGGGGCCCCAGUGGAGGGGCUGUUGGUCCCUGAAGAGACCCUAAGAGAGCUCCUGAGAGAUCAGGCUCAUCUUCAGCCACUUCAGAGUCAGGCGCUCUCAAGAGGUUCCCAUAACCUGAGCCUUGUGGGGAACCAGACUUUAUCUCCCCCUAGCCACCCCACUGUUGGGCUAACUCCGGUGGCUGAACUUGAGCUCUCAUCCGGCUCAGGGUCCCUGUUGGUAACUGAGCCUAAUAUGACCACCUCUGGGAGCCUGCUGACCAGAUCCCCCACCCAGGCCCCUUUCUCCCCAUUCAAUCCCACUUCCCUCAUUAAGAUGGAGCCCCAUGACAUAUAAACAAAGGGAUCAAAAGUAUGACCCUCCGGGGCAAAAUUGUGAAGCAUUUUCGUGUGGACUUAAGUAGAGUACCCGCCCUUACAUCUAGCGCGGUGAGAGAAAAUUUGAUUCCAAGUUCCCUAGGCCUAUCUGGCGUCGUUAUGACCAAAGUACGCCCAGCUCAAGCAUUGCUGGCAUCAGACAUGGCCUUCAAGAGCACUAGGGAGUGGAUAGGCUCUUGAAAGGAUAAUGAGAUGACUUGGUGAUGGAGGGACAUCCACAAGCCAGGAAGCCGCUGGUCAGAGGCUUCCCAAGAAGUUAAGUCUGGUCAUACUUCGCUAUCUAUAUUCCUUACACAGGGAACUUACCAUCCGAUAUGUGAAUAUCUUCUUCGUAUGCAUUUGUGUGCACUUGUGGUUCUGUAUCUUCAUUUCUUCGGGGAGGAUGGGAUUUAGAUGUCAGGUCUUUUCUUCGUGUGUGUGUGUGUGUGUGUGUGUGUGUGUGUGUGUGUGUGUGUUUCCGUCCAUUCCUAGGUCAGCCACAGAGAUGAGGCAUGUUUAAGAGAAAGCACUCUGUAACUUUUUUUUUUGCAAGCAACAAUGCCAUUCUGAGACUGGAAGGUACUGGUUGAAUGAAUGUCCCCCUCCCAGUCUAAAGAGACGUCACAGAGCCGGAACAGGUCUUGGUAGGAGAGCUUCAAUGGGUGCACAUGCUGAGAGGACAUUGCUAAGGGACAAGAGUCCACUUGUGUUGAAACCAUAGCGGGAAGGAAA